AUGUCUUCAAUUUUACUAACAUCUUUUUGUUUAUUUUUAUUUUCAUUAAAUAAUUUGUCAUCACAAUCAACUUUUUGUCUUUUUGAAGUACUAGGUUCAUCUGAAUUUUCACCAGUUUCAUCAUCUAAUUGA
Messenger RNA from Hepatospora eriocheir, 132 nucleotides. NCBI's taxonomy places the organism in Eukaryota, Fungi, Microsporidia, Hepatosporidae. The record is from the annotation of a GenBank genome assembly.